AAGCAAGAUGGCAGCCUCCAUGGACAGCAUGUUUCGAUUGCUUGCCGGGAAACGGAAAAUGCAUCGAAUCGUUUUAAGAUCAGGUGUAAUAAUGAAUGUAAAGAGAUGGUUAGCAACUGUGGCAAACUACCAAACCACAGUGGACAACUCACUGACUGAAUUGAAAACGUUCCGAAAACAUCCAGGAAUUAUGCGAACAAAAAAUGUCAAACUUCCUGAUGCUUUACUACAGACCCUUAAUCGAUACCUGGCUGACAAGCCCAUGAAACAGCUUGCACCUCGUGCCAAGGCGCUCAGCAAUUACCUCUGGAGCCGCCAGCUGCCAUUGGAAGAAGCACAGCUCAGGGCCAAGGCUCAGGAGUAUGCACAGCUGCAAGGCGUGGAGGAUAUUGAUGAGGACAUGUUGCACAGUCAAGACUUGCCUAAAGACCACAAAAAGAAAGUGGCCUCCAUCAUGAACAAACUGAGGAGGCAUAUCUAUCACUGGCAGCCUAUCAGGUUUGAUGAAACAACAGUGUGUGCAUACACAAUGUCCAGAAUAGCUCCAAACUAUGCCACUAUUUACAGGGUGCUGCACGAGAUCAAGAAAAGGGUGCCCGACUUCAGUCCUGAGGCUUUGCUUGACUUUGGGUCUGGUAUUGGGACUGUGUCAUGGGCUGCGCAUGCUCUCUGGGGCAACACAAUCAAGGAGUUCUACUGUGUAGAUACAUCCAGGGAGAUGCAUGAUGUGGCAGAGGCAUUGAUGAAGGAAAGACAAACUGAAGAUGGAGAGAGCAGAAACAUCAUCAAGGGUGUCUACUUCAGACACUUCUUGCCCAUGUCACUACAGAAGAAAUAUGACCUUACGAUAAGUGCCUACUCCCUGCUUGAGCUUCCAAGCAGAACAGAUCGCCUGAAUACCCUCCGGACAUUGUGGCGUAAAACGGAUCAGUUUUUGAUACUCAUCGAGUGUGGCACAAAUGAAGGCUACAAGACCAUCAUGGAGGCCAGGGACUUCAUUCUGAAUGACAUCCAGAAAGAGGAGGAAAGGAACCUGCUCAAAAGAAGGGUCGCCGAGGGUGUUACUAGGGAGGUUGCAAGGGAAGAAGUAGGAUUGGUCGAGCAUUCCACAACCCUUGCUGGUCACGUGUUUGCCCCAUGUCAGCAUGACCAAGACUGCCCCAGGAUCACAGACAGCUCCAAAACCCCCUGCAACUUUGAGCAGGACUUUCAUCACUUCAGCAAAAGAGAAGAGAUCAUCAAGGAGCGAUUCUCCUACCUUGUGCUCAGGAAAGGUCCCAGAAUAUCAGGUGAUGAUACUGGCCAUUGGCCGAGAAUUGUCCGUCCAGUUUUGCCACGUUCUCGUCAUGUAAUCUGCAGGCUCUGUUGUUCCAAUGGUCAGCUUGAAGAAGCAGUCAUCACAAGGGCCAAGCAUGGGAGGGAGCUGUAUCGGUGUGCCCGGUACUCCGCAUGGGGAGAUCUUCUACCCAUCUGUAGACCUCAGGAGAAUGUACUGCCAGAACAACAAACGGACACUGAAGGACUACACUCUGACAGUGACUAAGCUUUAGCCAGGCCAGGUCCACAUAACUUCCCUCAUCUCAGAGCUUCCAAACUUUAAAUCUAAACCAAGUGGGGAUUGGAGUUUCCCUGGAUAACUCCUCCAGGCAUGGAUGCAUAUUUUGGGGUAGGACAGGCUGCCACUUUAGAACACAUUCUGUGGGCAUUUUUUUAAACUUUAACAUUAUCAUGAAUGGCCAGUGUGUUACUGCCUCUGUCCCAAACUGGUUCAAAGUUAAUUUGGAACAAGUUGUAGAUCAAGGUGUUAAAGUUCAGAUACACUGCAUGUUGGAAAUUUCUUAGAGAAGUGAUUUCUUUCCACUUGGAUUUAUUGCCACAUAACAGUACAGAUGAGAUGGUUUUAAAACUCUGUAUAUUUUGGUUGAAAAUGCGUGCAUCCAUGCAGCAAUUUUUUUCUUCUUGGAAAGAAUGAAAUGUCCACAGCCAGGUAACUGCAAACACUUGAGAAAUGUUUCAAGUGUUUACAUUUAUCAUGAAACUAAUUAUAUAGGGAAACUGACUAGGUGCUUAUAAAUGAUUAUAGGUGAACGAAGAAAUUGACUAGCGCAGGAUUUGAACCUGCAGCCUCCAGAAUACCGUCCUGAUGCUCUACCAACUGAGCUAUCCAGCCCUAUGUUGGUGGCUCUUCCCAUUUGUCAAUAUCUCUAUUCGGGGGCACUAAGCAGAAGCCCUUAAACCUUAAACACCAUGUAGCCAGGGAUCACACCCAAAUAACACACGUAUGUUCACCCACAUGCCCUUGUGCACUACUUAGUUGAGAGUUAGCACAUGUGCACACGGUCACUUAACUGUAGAUUUCGAGGCACGUGACGUUGGACAUUGUUCUGACACUUCUUUCUGCGGAUGGAGACUAUUAUUUAUUUUUAACAAAAUACAAAAAAAUGAAGUUUACAGAGAUAACCAGAUAACUAAAGAUUGAUCAAACAUUAAACCACUGUAUUAUAAUGAA
This is a messenger RNA of Acanthaster planci (crown-of-thorns starfish), 2509 nucleotides long. It is a transcript of the gene mettl17, whose product is annotated as methyltransferase like 17. The record is from RefSeq and is a predicted model, not a curated record. Gene Ontology annotation, molecular function: structural constituent of ribosome; methyltransferase activity. Gene Ontology annotation, biological process: translation. NCBI's taxonomy places the organism in Eukaryota, Metazoa, Echinodermata, Asteroidea, Valvatida, Acanthasteridae. Gene Ontology annotation, cellular component: mitochondrial small ribosomal subunit.